Mus pahari (shrew mouse) is the source of this 1399-nucleotide messenger RNA. It is a transcript of the gene Dhrs7b, whose product is annotated as dehydrogenase/reductase 7B. The record is from RefSeq and is a predicted model, not a curated record. Gene Ontology annotation, molecular function: oxidoreductase activity. The coding region runs from base 118 to 1086 and encodes 322 amino acids. Gene Ontology annotation, cellular component: membrane. The transcript is spliced from 7 exons. Lineage: Eukaryota; Metazoa; Chordata; Mammalia; Rodentia; Muridae.
AGUCUCUGAGUACUCAGCGGCAAAGGUGGAGCUGGGACCGAGGAGCAGGUGGCUCUCUAUCAGCGGCAAAGGUGGCUAGGAGCUGGGACCGAGGAGCAGGUGGCUCUCUAGCGUCACAUGGUGCAGAGCAGGAAAGGUAUGCUGAAGGAGAGGGUCAUGGACUUGGCCUCCCCGACGACCAUCCUGCCCCUGCUGUUUGGCUGCCUCGGGAUUUUCAGCCUCUUACGGCUGCUGCAGAGGAUCCGCUCAAAGGCUUACCUGAGGAAUGCCGUGGUGGUAGUCACGGGCGCCACCUCAGGUCUCGGCAGAGAAUGUGCCAGAGUCUUCCAUGCUGCGGGGGCUAAACUGGUCCUCUGUGGACGAAAUGUGAAGGCCCUUGAGGAGCUCACCCGUGAACUUGCUGCUUCUUCUUCUCAGGGACAGACACACCAACCCUUUGUGGUGACCUUUGACCUCGCAGAUCCUGGUACUAUUGCUGCAGCAGCAGCUGAGAUCCUCCAGUGCUUUGGCUAUGUGGACGUUCUCAUCAAUAAUGCUGGGGUCAGCUACCGUGGUACCAUUAGUGAUACCUUAGUGGACGUGGACCGGAAGGUGAUGGAAAUAAACUAUUUUGGCCCUGUUGCUCUAACAAAAGCGCUCCUACCCUCCAUGGUGGAAAGGAAGCAAGGCCACAUCGUCGCCAUCAGCAGCAUCCAGGGCAAGAUCAGCAUUCCUUUCCGAUCGGCAUAUUCAGCCUCCAAGCAUGCAACCCAGGCAUUCUUUGACUGUCUGCGUGCAGAGAUGGAAGAGGCUAACAUCAAGGUGACUGUGAUAAGCCCUGGCUACAUCCAUACCAACCUCUCUGUAAAUGCUGUCACUGCCGAUGGCUCCAGAUAUGGAGCUCUAGACAAGAACACAGCCCAGGGCCGAAGCGCUGCAGAGGUGGCCCAGGAUGUCUUUGAUGCUGUGGGGAAGAAGGAAAAAGACGUUCUCCUGACGGACUUUGUGCCAUCCAUGGCUGUCUACAUCAGAACUCUGGCUCCCGGGCUCUUCUUCAGAAUCAUGGCCUCUAGGGCCAGAAAAGAGCGGAAAUCCAAGAGCUCCUGAUGCUGGUAGAGCUGCUGGCUUGGGCCGCCUGAUCAGACUGACUACCACACCUUCCUGGGUGGGGACUGCAGUGCACAGGGUCUGCAGCUGAGACCUGGUGGAGGGCUGUCUUGUGUUUGUUUCCCAGGGAGUGAUUAGCCCUUAAGGAGUGAAAUUUGGAGUUGUACGGGAACCUUAAAAGAUGUAAAAUAAAUGACUGAACAGUGGGUCAGAGUGCACAGUAGAAGAACCACAUGUCUUCUGAGUCUUGGACAUUCCUGAUUUCAGAAGUGGUUCUGGAGGUUUGGGGACCAGGCAUAAUAAAUAAAGCACC